Messenger RNA from Penicillium cosmopolitanum, 1851 nucleotides. RefSeq names its product DUF2985 domain-containing protein. The transcript has 5 exons. The record is from RefSeq and is a predicted model, not a curated record. Bases 1 to 1851 code for a protein of 616 amino acids. NCBI's taxonomy places the organism in Eukaryota, Fungi, Ascomycota, Eurotiomycetes, Eurotiales, Aspergillaceae.
AUGGAUGACGACAAUCGCGAUCGCGAUCGCGAUCGCAUCGAGCCCGUCCAGGACUACUUCUCCGGGAAUGCUCCAGAGGCUCACGCGGUAGAUUCGGCCCUUGAGAGACCACCAGCUGCGACUGUGCGGCCUCGAGCUCUAUCUAAUCGGUCUCGCCGGCCAAGUAUUCGCCUGUCCCGCCUGCCCUCGCUCUCCUCCUUGGAUACCGACCUCCCGCAACUACAAUCACAGCCGGAUAUCCAGCCCGGGCCUUCUGGAAGCAGACCUAUCGAGGUUCGGUCUCCUGUCCUUGAAGAGGAUGAAUCACCGCACACUGGCCGACGGCGCAGCAGCUCGGAGCCGCGACCCGGACGAUGGUCGUCCCCUCCCACCGAUGUCUUAUCGCGAGUGGCGACUCCCAUGCGUAUGAUGCCUUUGGCAGAGGAAUCUCGUAACAACUCUAUGACUCCGCUUCCCGGUUCAAGCGAAGCUCAAGAUACAGUCCCCGAAAAUGGCCUUGAACCUUCCGAGAGCCGCCCGCCUGUGACACAACCGGGAAGACUCCGGCGAACCAGUCAAGCCGCUCUGAAUCGUUUCUCUCGCAACCGCGCAUCCACUGUGACGGGGGCACCAACUCUCAAUAACACCGGCAACAACCAGGAUGCCAAGACAAAUGAAUAUGGAUCUCAUGUGGUUGACGUGCUGGACGUGAUCGACCCGGAGGUUUCGGCCCUAUCCACCCUGACCAAUGUCCAGAACUCCCUCUUCGUGCCGAAUCUGGGUGGCUUCAUCAAUCGAAUGCCAACUUAUACCAUUACGCGUCCACUCACAGAUGAAGAACAAACGAGCUCUACAGACGAAGGGGAGUCGGAUGGUGAUAAGCUCAAAGAACGGCCAACCCUUGACCAACUCCGUCCAUUCACUAGCAUGUCCUCGGUAUUAGUCGGCCCUCGAUAUGCUGUUUUGCCUGAAGGACACGCAUUGGAAGGUUGGACGAGAGAGGAUUUCAUGGAGCUCAACGAUCAUGUUCGCCACAUGCUUCACUCUCGCCGUUCAAAGUUCAAGAGAGCGAUGAAGGGAUUCGGGCAAUAUGUCCGGAAGCCCCUUGGCUUUUUUAUCACUCUGUACGCCACAUUGAUCACUUUGUUCGGUUUGGCCUGGGUACUUUUCUUGAUUGGUUGGAUCAACGUCGGUGGCAAGCAGAUCCAAGUCGUUAACAUCAUUGACAACAUCCUUGUCGGCUUGUUCGCUAUCAUGGGUGAUGGCCUCGCCCCUUUCCGAGCUGUCGACACCUACCACAUGAUUUUCAUCGCACACUAUACGCAUCUCACCUGGAAAAUUCGUGGCAAGCGGCAACUCCCCAACCUGAAGGACAAAAACGAUCUUCCGUCACAACGGGAGAAGGAUGUGGAUGAAGACGAGCACGAAUAUUCGGUUCUCGACGCCCGGCAACAACUCCGAUUGAUGCACCACCAGAACAAGUUUGCCAAGUCACACACCUUCUACAAACCCCAUGAAACUUUCACCCACCAUGCCUUCCCUCUCCGGAUUCUUGUCGCUAUCGUCGUCUUGCUUGAUUGCCACUCCCUACUCCAGAUGGCUCUUGGUGCCUGCACCUGGAGUAUGGAAGACCCAGGCCAGCGACCAUUCGCUUUGACUACCGUCAUCCUUUGCUGCUCAAUCACCUGCAAUAUCUCGGGUGGUGUGCUAAUCAUGAUUGGUGACCGAAGAACGCGAAAGAAGGAGAUUGUGGAAAGGCUCUUCCGGCAGCAAUUGACUGAAGAGGCCAUGCAAAAGAUGGAGCGACGCAAGGCCAAGGAGGAACGCAAGAGUUUGCAGAUCAACAGACCGGCGGCAUAUGAGGGUACCUGA